UUCUUCUUCUUCUUCUUCAAUGGCGUUGAUACAUGGUUCGGUUCCUGGUACGUCUGCGGUUCGAUUGGUUUUUUCAACCUCAGCGUCACCGUCGAGAUUUUGUCUCAAUGUUCCGGUGGUGAAGCAGGGUUGGAAGAAUUCGUGCCGGAGAAGGGUUUUAAGAGCAAUGGUGCAGGAAACAGUUCAAGGAUCUCCUUUGGUUUACGCCAGAGAAAUGGAGCGCCUUUCUGCUAAGGAAUCGCUACUUCUCGCUGUAUAACUUCUCUCACUUUUAUAAACUCUUUGAAUUACUUGGUUGUUAUGUGAAUAUAUGAUUUGUUUAGAUCUUCAAUUUUACUCUGAUUUUGAAAUUGUGUCUCUUUUACUAUCUCUGUCGUAAGCUGAGGAUAAAUGGGAAGACUUUAGGUGAAUUGUGUAUUUGUUAGAUGUAAUCGAGAUUUUGCAGAUAACAAAAGAGAAUUUUUUUCUCAAAGUCCAGAAAUUGAAUGAUCAUGUUUCAGCUCAAUUGAGUUUUUCUUAGUAUAGGAACAGAGCUCUGUGUGUUUGGAACUGUCAAACUAUUUUUGUCCUGAAGCCAUCUAUGUACAGUUGAAGGAUGCUGGAGGCUUUGAGGCUUUAGUUACAGGGAAAACAACUAAUAUGCAAAGGAUCGAUGUUAAUGAGAGGAUUACGAGUCUAGAGCGGCUUAAUCCAACUCCGAGACCAACCACGUCUCCUUGUUUCGAAGGCAGGUGGAAUUUUGAGUGGUUUGGAUCUGGAAGUCCUGGUUUACUCGCUGCUCGAGUUAUAUUCGAGAGGUUUCCUUCAACAUUGGCGAAUUUAUCAAGAAUGGAGAUACUGAUCAAGGAUGCUAACGCAAAGGCGACUGCAAAUAUCAAACUUUUGAACUCGAUAGAAAGCAAAAUCAUUCUGUCAUCAAAAUUGACUGUUGAGGGACCACUGAGAUUGAAAGAAGAAUAUGUUGAAGGUAUGCUUGAAACUCCAACAGUCAUUGAAGAAGCAGUUCCUGAACAGCUAAAAAGCGCUUUGGGACAAGCUGCCACAACGUUGCAGCAGCUUCCUGCUCUUAUCAAGGAUACUCUAGCCAGUGGUCUGAGAAUUCCCCUUAGUGGAUCCUUUGAAAGAUUUUUCAUGAUAUCUUAUCUAGAUGAAGAGAUUCUUAUAGUAAGAGAUACCGAAGGAGUGCCUGAAGUUCUAACGAGGAUAGAAACACCAUCAUCGACCGUUGUAGAAACUAUCGAAUAUGAUAGUUAGAUGUGACUAGCCAUUGUUCUUGUUCUUGUUCCUAUGUUCUCUGUGUGUUAUAUUACAAGAACCAACCACCAAGUUGGUGUCUGUAAAUGUAUGACGUUAAUAACUUGAGGGUCAUCUCCAUACAUCAAAACCCCUUCCUUCUUUUGUGUUCGCUCGGCAAAUCUUCUCAAGUUAUCCAAGUACUUGCAGAUUCUCUGUUUUGAUCAUCUUAAUAAACUCUUUCUAUGU
Molecule: messenger RNA, 1482 nt
Organism: Arabidopsis thaliana (thale cress)
Lineage: Eukaryota; Viridiplantae; Streptophyta; Magnoliopsida; Brassicales; Brassicaceae
Product: Plastid-lipid associated protein PAP / fibrillin family protein
Exons: 6
Coding region: 640-1254 (204 amino acids)
Cellular component (GO): plastoglobule
Source: RefSeq, marked reviewed